AGCGGCUGACGAAGAGAGGACGGAGCAGAGAGCUCAGAUAUGUGUGACCAGUGAGAGGAACACAGACUUGUUCUGAGACUGCACUGCGCGUCAAAGGCGCGUUUUCGUUUUUACGCAUGUACGAAACAUGUUAAAGAGUGUAGGCUAAUAGAUAGCAAUAGAUUGUUAUUGUAAAGUCCACGUGAAUUACUUACACUGAAUUCCAUAUUGUAUUCUCUUCAAGACAGCGGAGUCUUUAAGUGAACAGCAGACUCGACAGCGCGUGCGGCGGUCAAGCUUUUCUGAAACUUUCUAUUGUUCACUUUACAUUUGACAUUGGGAUAUUUAACGUUGUCAUGCAAUGAAUUAGGUUUAUGCUCGGUAGUUUAAGUGUGACUUUUGGUCUUAAACAGCAAAAUGGAUGCUUUGUUCAAUAUCACCGAUGCGUCAAAUUGGACCAGCGGCUCCAACGACACCAGUAACGGGACCGUGAACUGGAACCAGUUUGUGCAGCCAGUCUGGAGAAUUGUGCUCUGGGGCAUUGCGUACAGCUGUAUAGUGAUCGUGUCCGUGGUAGGCAACCUUACGGUGAUCUGGAUUAUUAUUGCGCAUAAACGCAUGAGGACCGUCACCAAUUAUUUCCUGCUGAACCUGGCGUUCGCCGAAACCUUCAUGUCCGCCUUCAACACCGUGAUCAACUUCACCUACGCCGUGCACAACGAUUGGUACUUCGGAUUUGUCUACUGCCGCUUCCACAACUUCUUUCCGAUCGCGGCUGUGUUUGCCAGCAUCUACUCAAUGACUGCCAUCGCUCUGGACAGGUACAUGGCCAUCAUCCACCCUCUGCAGCAGCGCAUGUCGUCCACAGAGACCAAGGUGGUGGUGGGAGUGAUCUGGGUGCUGGCUCUGCUCCUGGCCUUCCCCCAGUACUACUACUCCAACACAUACCAGGACGCCGGCCGGGUGGUGUGCUACAUCGACUGGCCCGAAUACACCGUGUGCAACUUCAAAAAGAUGUACUAUGUGUGUGUGGUCAUCCUGAUCUACCUUCUUCCUCUGCUGGUGAUGGGUUGGGCUUAUCUGGUGGUGGGACUGACUCUCUGGGCCAGUGAAAUCCCCGGAGACUCUUCUGAUCGCUACAAGGAGCAGCUGACUGCCAAACGCAAGGUGGUGAAGAUGAUGAUCGUGGUGGUUUGUACGUUUGCCAUCUGCUGGCUGCCCUACCACGUCUUCUUCCUGCUGGAGCAGUUCUUUCCUGACAUGUUUAUCGAAAGGUUUAUCCAGCAGGUUUACCUGGCCAUCAUGUGGCUGGCUAUGAGCUCCACCAUGUACAACCCCAUCAUCUACUGCUGCCUCAACGACAGGUUUCGUGCUGGUUUUAAACAAGCAUUCCACUUCUGCCCCUGCGUCCCUCGAGGCUCUUAUGAAGGCCUGGAACUCAAGUCCACUCGCUACCUUCAGACCCAGACGAGCGUUUACAAGGCCAGCCGGAUGGAGACCACCGUGUCCACUGUUACCCAGGUUGGGGAUGACAUGGAGCCGACCAGGGUCAAGGCAAUAGCAGGUCCACGGCGCGGUGGGGCCACGGUCGGGGCCAGACCACAUAGCUCCUCCUUGGACCUCACCUCCAAUGGGUCAUCGUCCCGGAGCGUUUCCAAAACGGUCUCAGAGACGUCCAGUUUCUACUCUAGUAACCACCUGCAGGAAUAGACCUCAAACGCAGUUUGCAGGACAGCAGGGAGAGAGAUAUCUCAGCGUAUGGGACUGUGUGUCUGUGAAGAAAAAGUGAUUGGACUCUGGGGAAAGAUGCCAACUCUGUGCCAUGAAGAGACAUAUUCUUACAGUACUAGUGCCUGUUUCAAUAGAAAUGUUCAAAUACCUCUGGCUGUGUCUGAAAACUAAACAUCACUGCUUUUACUGAAACUGCCACAUAAGGGACAUGUUGUUGUAGGCACGACGAUGCUUUAUUGACAUUUAUGUCCUUAAUUUAAGAAGGUUUAGAAGGUUGAGAGUCAGGGGCUGCAUGUUUUAAAUUAAACAUUUGGACCGUUUUGUUUUGGCUCUGUACUGCUGUGCAUUCAAUUGAAACUUUAAGUUAAAGGCUGGCAAUAUUCUAUAUUGUUCUCAUGAAUUGCCAUUUAGUUUCAUGUCAUUCAUUCAUUCAGUCUGAAAUCAUCUUCUUGUUACCUGAUUUCUUGUUGGGAAUCAGUAGCCAGCAGAUUUUUUUUGCAAUAAUUUCACAAUAUGGCUGUUCAAUCAAAUCAAUUUCUUACAGUAUAAUGCAAAGCAUCAUUUCAUGGUGAUUGUGACACUCAGAAAAAUGUAUUUGUUGUUUUACAGAUAAUGCGCAUGGGAACAUGACUUUUGGGCCAGUGUGUGUCACGUGAUCCUGCAAUAUCGAAUGAGACCACUGUGCCAAAAUCAUCUCACGGACUAGAAUUGUUUCAGGAGGCUUACAGUAGUAGUAACAUGAUGUCCCCAUUUUUAGUCCCGCCUAGUGGGCUCUGGUUGGUCGACUAUUUCUCCAACAUGUGGAAUCGCCAAUGGGCACAACACCAGACCACUGGCGAUUUAGAGGUUUAGACCCAGGAUAAACAAAAAAAGGCCAAAACCCAAAUAUGAAAUAAAACACAUCAACACAAUUAUGCUGCUGGAAAUACUCACUAGCGCAGUGUGUAACAGUGUGUUUAAUAUAGUCCUUUAACAAAUACAAAUACAUAAUAUUGGCUCCUGCUUGAAUAACGUUGGCUAAAAACAUAGAGAGCCCAGCUGUUUUAAUGAAUGACUAAGCCUUUUUUUUUGUUAGUUUACUUAUUUAUUACAGUAAUUUAAUUAAGUUAAAUUAACUAUAUAUUUUUCAAUGAUUUACAUCUUCUGUCGGAAAAAAUGGUCCUGUCAGGUUAGGGGAGUCAGAAAUGCAUUGUUGACUUUUCGGGAUUUGUUAAGAAUGAGAAAAAUAUACCACAGCCUUAUCCUUUAAAAUGCUGACUCAGCUAUCAUUUGAGGGUGAUUACAUUCACAUCCAAUCAACCGUGUCGAACUUAUAGCCCUUUGAAUCCCUCAAAUGUUGCUGGAAUAUAGAGCUAACUAAUACUGCGCAGUAUGUGAAAAAAUACAUUUCUGAUGAUAUUUGUGACUGAAUACUGUACAUAGAUAAGAAAUAUGGAUCUGAAACAUACACUAAGUAUAUAUCAGCCACAUUUCAGACACAGCCAUGUAUGCCAGUCUAAUUCCUAUACUGUGUUGUUCUGUAUCGGUUUUGCUUGUUUCUAUCAUGCUUACUUAUUCCUGAAAGAGAUUUAGGUUGAGACGUCAUUUUAAAUGGUAAUAAGUUUCCAAAACGUCCAUCAUGCUUUUGCUAUUAAAGAGUUAAUCUUGUGUAUCUUUUCACUGUGAGUACUGCUCUGAGGUGGCUGUGUAUCUGUUAUAUUUACUGUACAGUGGGUGUUUUUAAUCUGUGAUCUGUGCCAAAAUCGGGGAAUCAAUUUUAAUGUCUUCUAAUAAAGAAAAUGAGAAAUAAAAGAAUUAAUUUCAAGCAACAAAA
This is a messenger RNA of Sander lucioperca (pikeperch), 3523 nucleotides long. RefSeq names its product tachykinin receptor 1a (gene tacr1a). Gene Ontology annotation, cellular component: plasma membrane; sperm midpiece. The transcript is spliced from 6 exons. Bases 397 to 1689 code for a protein of 430 amino acids. Gene Ontology annotation, molecular function: substance P receptor activity. The record is from RefSeq and is a predicted model, not a curated record. Gene Ontology annotation, biological process: positive regulation of flagellated sperm motility; G protein-coupled receptor signaling pathway. Lineage: Eukaryota; Metazoa; Chordata; Actinopteri; Perciformes; Percidae.